This is a messenger RNA of Colletotrichum godetiae, 2300 nucleotides long. RefSeq names its product common central domain of tyrosinase-domain-containing protein. The record is from RefSeq and is a predicted model, not a curated record. The coding region runs from base 56 to 2050 and encodes 664 amino acids. Gene Ontology annotation, molecular function: oxidoreductase activity. Lineage: Eukaryota; Fungi; Ascomycota; Sordariomycetes; Glomerellales; Glomerellaceae. The transcript is spliced from 3 exons.
AACAACUCACAUCGUCUCUCAAGAUCCUGAUAACACCCAAAUAACUCCAAGCAAUAUGUCUGCACCUUUCCAGACGUACGCCAUCACCGGCAUCCCGACUGAGGGCACCGGUCCCCCACCAUCUCGAAGUGAGAUCAACGCUUGGGCCAAACAUAACCCAAUUCAGCUUUCUCUCUUCAUCCAGGCCUUGCGCGCCUUCCAGAGCAUGGACUUCAGGGAUCAGUUAUCCUACUACCGCAUUGCAGGUAUCCACGGCCUUCCGGCCACCUCAUGGGAUAAUGAUCCUAUCCCAAUCGAGGUGACCAACUCCUAUGGACCAAACUACCCUGACCAUACUCCUGACUUCUACUGCCCACACAACACGUUGAUCUUCCCAACAUGGCAUCGCGCCUAUUUGCUUCUCUUUGAGCAGCGUCUUUGGGAAAUCAUGACGAAAGAGAUCGUUCCUGCAGCCCCACCCAGCGCUCAGCAGCAGUGGAUGACCGAAGCAAACGCCUGGCGUAUGCCGUACUGGGACUGGGCCGGCAUCCCCAGUGUUCCUGACGUUGCAAGCACUCCGACAAUUACUAUUCAGAUGCCAGAUGGGACAUCACAAGAGGAUUGGAACCCGCUGUACCAGUUCAGCACGGCCAACAUGACGCAAUUCAAGAGUGCUUCCAUGAAGCCACUCUUUUCCGAUCAAAAGGCCUUUGGGGAGUUUGCGAUCGUUGAUGAGCCGCCUACCAAUCAGACGUAUGCCACGAGCCGAUGGGGUCUCGACAACCCCAUCACGACGCAGCAGGUCUCCGGAAUCGUCAAUAACCAGGCCGUGAACAUUGCACUGCAGAAACCACUUUGGGCCAAUGUCACCAACGCUGGAGGUCUCUACGGAACCUUUGCCGAACAGGUUUCAAGGCUAUUCGUCCCGACCAACUUUGACAAUUUCGCAGAAUUCGCCACAACUGCCCAUGGGGGCCAGGGUCCCGCUGCAUAUCUCUCUGUCGAGAUGUUGCACAACUGCAUUCACGACUUCACGGGAGGCGUGGGCUGGACUCCGAACAUGCCCCCCCUUGGUUCCGAAAACCCGCCGCCGCCGGAUGUAGAUUCUGCUGAUCCUCCGCCAAAGUACGCUUACGGCCACAUGACCGACCUCGGCCUCGCAGCUUUUGACCCCAUCUUCUGGCUGCAUCAUUGCAACGUGGACCGUCAGCUUGCGAUAUUCCAGUCGCUCAACUCCGUGCCCUGGUGGUCCGGCCAGAACGUCACGAGUGACCCCGCCUCUGACGCCCCAUUGUACCCGUUCCAUUCCGACACCAACUUUGGGCACUGGACUUCGGACGCGCUGCAGGCUUGGACGAAGCUGGGGUACACCUACGACGACCUUUCGCCGAAAGCGGGGUCCAAUGCCCCAACCGCCACCCCUGAGGAGGUCAUCGGUCGGCUAACAGCCAAAUACGGCGUCCUCAGGAGCCUUCUGAAGGAAGUUUCUCACAAGAACAUUGCUGGAUUAGACAAUGACUUCAUCAUCAACGUCCUGUACAACCGCUACGCUCUCGGAGGCCGAAGUUUCAUCAUCUACUUCUUCCUCGGUACCGACAACCGCAAGGCCUCCGGACGCCCCGAAGAUAAUCUCUGGAGCGAGGACUACAUUGGCAGCAUCCACAGCUUCUCCAGGAACUGGAAGAAGAGCGGCGUGGCGUGCGCCAACUGCACCAAGCAGCAGAGUGUCCAACAGCUCUCAAAGGGACAAGUGCCUUUGACGCUGCAGCUUCUGAAGAGGGCUAUUGACGAGGACAAAUGGACCGACAUUAAACAUCUUGGUGCGGAGCACGUUCUUGAGUACGUGAAGAAGAAUCUGCAUUGGAGAGUCGUGGCUCUACCCGGCGAGGUGAUCAAGCCGGAAGCAAUGCCGGAUCUUCAGGUCAACUUUUUAGCCGGCAAGGGCACUCAUCCUGAAGAUCCGGAGAAGCCUUCGGAGUUCCAUCACUACGAUGAUGAGUGGAAGGUUACAAAGGGCAGCGAUGGAAAUCCCCGUUGGGACCAAACUAGGAAGAGCGGAAAGAAGGUAUAAAAUACGGAGAAGGAUCCAUGAGAUCAAGACUAGUGCCCUGAGAUUAUUCUACGAGCUUAUGUCAUUCCCCGUGAGCUUUGGAUGACCACCGUGAACAUAUUUGUAGAUCGGUGUAGAGAUUAUGAAAACGUCUCGCUCCUUGCGAACGACGGCUGAAUGAAGCCUUAAGCCCCCAUACUGACAUCAGCCCAAAACUUUGGUCGAAAAUUGCUUAGAUGUCAAUAAGAUGGAGAAAAGGAGUCUACAUGCC